Eufriesea mexicana is the source of this 1616-nucleotide messenger RNA. RefSeq lists its product as uncharacterized. Gene Ontology annotation, molecular function: DNA-binding transcription factor activity; cis-regulatory region sequence-specific DNA binding. The coding region runs from base 1 to 1608 and encodes 535 amino acids. Lineage: Eukaryota; Metazoa; Arthropoda; Insecta; Hymenoptera; Apidae. The record is from RefSeq and is a predicted model, not a curated record. Gene Ontology annotation, cellular component: nucleus. Gene Ontology annotation, biological process: regulation of DNA-templated transcription. The transcript has 5 exons.
AUGAUCGGGCCGUCUUCUGGCACUGGCGGUGUCGCGGAACACGAGUUAUCGAAUAAUCAGUCUCGUGCCGGGAAGAAGCGCAUCUUUGAGGACUUAGACGUGGAAGGCUUUUGCGAAGAGGUUCAGAACGGUCGCAAACGAUACCCGUACCAACAAAUUGAGGAUUCAAUGGAAGUAGUCGCCUCGAAUCAAGCGAUAGGCAACACCGCGACCAUAUUCUCACCAUUGUCGGCCCAGGAAGCCGUAGAGGAAUGUCCAGUGACUCGAUUAGAGGUCCUUCUCGUAGACGGCACUAAUUGCACCUGGACAACCGUAUCAGAACUGGAGUCCCAGCAACAUAUUGCUGAAAUUGCGGCCUCACCCUCAACGUCUUCCUCGUCAUCGGAACAUAGACAGGAACAAGUAAUUCAAGAGGUUCAAGUUGAAGAAACGAACUAUCCCAUUAGUUCUGGUUAUUGGGAGCCUGUUAUCACAAUCCCACCCUCCAAUAUACAACAGAGCAAGCCUGAUGUGCCUUCUAGUAGUCAUCAGCAGCAACAAUUUGAUGAUCAGGAGACUGGAAACCUUUCUUGGUUACUGGAUUUUAAGUUGGACUCUUUCAUUGAGGCUGCAGAUGAAAAGUCUACUAUGCCUUCACCCAAAGACAUUUAUAGUGGUAACAAGACGAAGAUAAAUGGACGUUCUUAUGGUACUACCUACAUCAGCGAUGUCAAAAAGAGUUUUAACGAAAAUGGAUCAUUGCAUCGAGACUCAAAUCAUAGUUACUCCAGCCUUGACAAUAGGAAUUUUACGUCUUCCCGAUGUAAUGGUCCUAAGAAACCACCUUUCACGUAUACAGAGCUCAUUGAACACGCUCUUCGAGAAAGAGGGGAACUCACGGUGUCUGCCAUUUAUCAAUGGAUUUCAGAACAUUUUCCUUACUACAAAAGUAAUGACGAUCGUUGGAAAAACUCCGUUCGACACAACCUUUCCAUAAAUCCUCACUUCAGAAAAGGAUCAAAAGCACCACAUGGAGCUGGACAUUUAUGGGCUAUUGCUAAUCGUUCUGGAGAUUCCAGACCUAGACAAAUCUUUAAUACUUCUACCACUAAUUCCUCCAUGAAGCAAAUAAGCAAGAACACUACAGAAGUUGAAAAUCUGAGGAAAAAUAUUAGUCAAAUGAAUCCAAUAGAUGAAGUAGAAGCAGCAACUGCUAGCAUUAUACAACAAUCUCCAGAAGAAGAAGCUGAAAAUAUAGUGAAUUCUGUAACAUUAGAACAUUGUGCUGAAGAAAUACUUAGUGGUAUUAAAAAAGAAGUAGAGGUACAAUAUCUGGUUCCUAUGAUGGUGUCUAAUAAUGAACAUGAAUCAACCCAGUCCAAUCAGCAAACACAGGAACUUCAUUACCCUGCCAAAGAGAGUGAUUUUCUUAAUCCAGUAUCAAAAGAAGUGGUAGCAGAAGAAUGUGGACUUAUCAGUGAGGGCUAUCUAGUUACAGAUCUAAAUCCUACUACUUUAGGUUUGAAUAUGAUUGAACCAGAAAUUAUUACGCCUGAAAAUCUUUUUGGAGAAGAGUUAAGUUUCCAGUUCUACGAAUUAUCAUCUCCAUCACAGAUCCAAUCUGCCUGACACAUGGA